UAUAUUUGAAUUGUUGUGACUUUUGUAAUCAAGUGUCAAUUGAAACAAAUAAAACUAAAAAAAUCGACUUAAAUAUUAUUAUAAAAUUAUUCUAAAAUUAUAUAUGACUAUUAAAUUAUUAAUUUUAUUAUCUUGAUACUUUUUAUAUGAAAUUCAAUUAAAACAAAUAUGGAAUCAAGAACAGAAUUUAAAAUAAAAAAUCCACCAACUGAUGCAAUAUCAGCUGUUGAAUUUGGUCCAAAUUCAGCACAAUUUAUUUUAGUUGCAUCAUGGGAUUCAACAGUUAGAUUAUAUGAUAUUUUAACAAAUACAUUAAGAUUAAAAUACAACCAUGAUCUUCCAGUACUUGACGUUGCAUUCCAGGAUGCAGUACAUGCAUACAGUGGUGGUCUUGGUAAUACCCUAAAAAUGUAUGAUAUUAAUACAAAUACUGAAACAACAAUGGGUACACAUGAAAAACCAAUACGUAAAAUUGAAUAUUGUUCAACAAUAAAUGCAAUAUUAACUGGUAGUUGGGAUGGUUCAGUUAAAUUAUGGGAUCCAAGAAGUCCAUCAUGUGCUGGUACAUAUUUACAACCAGAUACAGUACUUGCAUUAUCUGUUUGUGGUGAUAAAUUUGUUGUUGGUACUGCUAAAAGAAAAGUAUGCAUAUGGGAUUUAAGAAAUAUGUCUGGAAUGUUUCAAAGACGUGAAAGUAGUUUAAAAUAUCAAACAAGAUGUAUCAAAGGAUUUCCAAAUGAACAGGGCUAUGUACUUAGCAGUAUUGAGGGUAGAGUUGCUGUUGAAUAUCUUGAUACAACAGCUGAAGCACAAAAGAAAAAAUAUGCAUUUAAAUGUCAUAGAAUUAAAGAAAAUAAUGUUGAAAAUAUUUAUCCAGUUAAUGCAAUUAGUUUUCAUUCAGCAUAUAAUACAUUUGCAACUGGUGGAUCAGAUGGUUAUGUUAAUAUUUGGGAUGGUUUUAAUAAAAAAAGACUUUGUCAAUUUCAUAAAUAUAAUGCUGGUGUUGCUGCACUUAGCUUUAGUCAUGAUGGAUCUGUACUAGCAAUUGGUGUAUCAUACAUGGACCCAAAUGAAAUGGGACCUGGAAGUCAUGAUGAAAAAGAAAUUUACAUAAGAUAUGUCAAUGAUCAAGAAACAAAACCAAAAUAAUUUCUUUUUUUUUUUGUACAAUUAAUUUAAAAUAAUAAUUAUAAUUAAACUUUUGAUUAUUUUAUCAAAAUUUUUAAAUGUAAUAUUUGUUUUCUUUUUUUUUUUUAAUUGAAAAACAAAUUGAACAGCUUUUUUUUUUUUUUUUAAUAAAUAAUAAAAUUAAUUAUAGUGUAAAUACCUUUUUAUUUAUCAUUAUCAGUCAUUUUUGUUAGUUGAUAAUCCUUCACUGAAUGAAGACAGAUUUCAAAUUCAAUUUGAAAAUCUAGAUUCUUCAGCUGAAACAUAAAAUAAAAUGAUGAAUUUAUGUUCACAUAAAUAAUAUUCUCUCUUGCCAUUUGAUAAGACAUUUAAAAAAAAAUAACUAAUGACAAAUUACCUGUAUGGUUUUGUUUUAUUUUUUUUUUUUUUAAUAAAAAUUGAAAUUCUCCAAAAAAUACAUUUUAUUAAUCAUUAAAAAGAUUAUUUGAUUUGCGGACAAUUUAUACAAAUUAAAUUAUGCAAUAUUUAUUGUCGUAUUUAAAAGUAAAUAUACCUUUAUGAAAAUAAUCUGACAGAAUCUGCCAAUUUUAUCAAAUUAAAAUCACGUUUUUGCAAAUAAAAAAAAAUCAAUAAAACUUUUACAAAAAAAAGCUUCAAUUACUCAAUAAAGUGCUUGAUAAAAAGUAAAAUU
Aphidius gifuensis is the source of this 1819-nucleotide messenger RNA. RefSeq names its product mitotic checkpoint protein BUB3 (gene Bub3). Gene Ontology annotation, biological process: mitotic spindle assembly checkpoint signaling. Lineage: Eukaryota; Metazoa; Arthropoda; Insecta; Hymenoptera; Braconidae. Gene Ontology annotation, molecular function: ubiquitin binding. The transcript is spliced from 4 exons. Bases 169 to 1149 code for a protein of 326 amino acids. Gene Ontology annotation, cellular component: kinetochore; bub1-bub3 complex; mitotic checkpoint complex. The record is from RefSeq and is a predicted model, not a curated record.